UCCGGAGGAACGAUAUAAAGGGUCGUUAGGUUCUGAGGAUGACUGGCCGAGAGGACAAGUCCAAGCUGCCUGGUUAGGGCACCCUUUCGCCCGGCUCGACUCAGCUUAGGAUGGCAGCGAUGCGCUACAACUCGCAACUGUCUACGGAGGAGCUGCAUCAACGUGGAUCGCGACUGGGCUUCGGUCUUCAGCAUCAGUCACAACACUCGGAGAGAAUUCGUCACGAGGAAGUGAAGAGUGGCAUAUCGCGGGAUCAGGAAACAACCUCGUCGCUCAGCCCGAGUGGUGAAAGUGUUAUACGCGCGGAAGCAACGAACCAGGAGAGCUGCUUCGAGGAGAGCGAGGAGAGGGCUGACGGUGCGGUGCAUCACCGGGAAGAAGAUCUUGGAGAACGUGAGAAGAGAGUGAGUCUCGUUAACGUCGAGGAGAUGUUGAGAGCGGAGAUGAAUCGUUGCCGGGAGGAGGAAAGCUCCAAGAGCCGCUACGUCGGGGCGUCGUUGUCACCUGGUGAAAUGGAGAGAACGGAGCUCGUCUCGCGGCAAUCGCCGUUGAGGUCCAUCGGCAAAACGUCAUUUUGCAUCGACGCUCUUCUGGGAAGGCCAGUCGGUGGAUACGUCGGUAACAUUUCAAUCGGCAACGCGGCUCGGGGGAACGACGGCCCACGGGAGCGUCGGAUCCGCUCCGGUGAAGAAGUCCAUUUCAACGGUAAGUCGGUUGUUAAGCGUUUUGGAAGGGAGAGAAGGAAGCUGCAGCACGAGGACGAGGAGGACGAGGAUUUGACCAACUACGAGGAUGACGAAGACGAGGAGAACGAGGAAGGGACGGACUCCCGGGGCUUCCGGCGGCGAACCAAGGCCCUCUAUUACUCCGAGUCGGAGAGAACCUACCGCAGGUCUUACAGGGAGGAUGACCAAACCCAACAGCAUCGCUCUUACGAAAGCGAGGCUGGCGGUAAUCGUGUUCCCGGUGGUUUGUCAGACCCGAGAGUUUCGCCGCCGCCUCUGGGGCCGUGUCAGCCGAUCCAUCCUCAGACGCACCCCUCCCCGUCCACGUACCAACGCGAGGAGCUUCCUCACAUGAGGUAUCUCGGCGGACGCUACAGAAGCGAGGGAGAAACGCGAGGCUCGAGUAACCGCGACGACGAGGACGAUCCCGAGGGGAUGGUAGACGUUGACGUCGACGUCGACGUCGACGUCGACGUGGAGAUGGACGCGGGAGCUUUAGGACCGAGCGACGCGCGACGGAACUCCCGGAUGCUGGACAACGGCAGGGAAAUAAACAGCGCCAGUCCCGAGAGCAAUCAUCGGGGAAGCGCUAGUCCAGUUUCGAGUCCGCCGAUAUCACCAGGUUCGGAGGAUCAUCAACAUGCGAUGGGAAUCGGUUGCAACGGGAUGCCACCCGCUGCCGGCGGACCCAUGAGCGCGGCAACGACUACGGCGGUUUUGCGUCAAAAUCAGAGCCUGCUGCUCCACCCGGGAGCGGGAGCGGCUCUCAUGCACCCUGGAAGUUUGUACUACCACCCUGGUGCCGCAGGUGCAGGAGGUGCAGGCGGCGGUAGCGCCUUUCACUCGAUACACAAGGAAGGCCAAGGCGCCGGUGUCGGGCAUCCGCAACCAGGAGCAACCUCCGGUGUGCAUCCCCAGCAAGCCCAGCAACAGCAGCAUCACCACAUACAUCCGUUGCAGUUGGAAUGGUUAGCAAGAACGGGAAUGCUCUACCCAAGAUUGCCGGCUGAUUUGGCAGGUUGCGCAGCCCAGCACGCACUGCUUGGAAAAACAAGACGGCCGAGAACCGCUUUCACGUCUCAACAGCUGCUGGAGCUCGAGAAACAGUUUCGUCAAAACAAGUAUCUAAGCAGACCGAAGAGAUUCGAAGUGGCAACUUCGCUGAUGCUCACCGAAACUCAGGUGAAGAUCUGGUUCCAGAAUCGUCGGAUGAAAUGGAAGAGGAGUAAAAAGGCCCAACAGGAAGCGAGGAGUUCGGGGAGCGCGAAUGCCGCCAAGGGCGAAGACAGCGCCGGGGUUUCCGGAAGUCGACGGAGCACCGAACGGGAUCAGUCGAUGAUUGAAAACGAGACACGAGGAGGGGCCAGCAACCCGGCGAUCCUGAACGAGGAGUCCCGGGAUACUUCACAAAACGACAAUCCCAACAGGAGUAUGAACGAACUGCAGGAACCUCUCUAUCGCCCCUACGUCGUCUGAACGUUACUUCCGGCCGGAAAUAAUCCACCGUCGCGCCGGGACGUUGUAAAUAUUUAAAAACGGGUCGCGAGUCCGGGCACCCGGCCGCUCGAGGUCGGGGGAUGACGUCGGAAACUCAUCAACGCCGUCGACUCUGAAACUGUUUGUAAAUAUUAUGUUAGAUAUAUUGUAAUUGGAGCUCUUGUGUUAACUUAGAAAUUAAACAGUUACUACGAGACAUAGAGGUAUAUGAAAAACACCGU
This is a messenger RNA of Venturia canescens, 2443 nucleotides long. It is a transcript of the gene exex, whose product is annotated as extra-extra. The record is from RefSeq and is a predicted model, not a curated record. The coding region runs from base 111 to 2201 and encodes 696 amino acids. The transcript has 4 exons. NCBI's taxonomy places the organism in Eukaryota, Metazoa, Arthropoda, Insecta, Hymenoptera, Ichneumonidae. Gene Ontology annotation, molecular function: sequence-specific double-stranded DNA binding; DNA-binding transcription factor activity, RNA polymerase II-specific. Gene Ontology annotation, biological process: spinal cord motor neuron cell fate specification; neuron projection morphogenesis; central nervous system development. Gene Ontology annotation, cellular component: nucleus.